UCCGCCGGCUGCUGUUGUUGGAGCACCGGUGUCACCAAGCGAAAGGCGCUGGUGUCGCGCCGGGAGCUGGGAAGCCACGUCUGGGACGUGCCGAAACACGGGGCUGGGGUUUGUGCUGCCGCGUGAAUACCUGCUGGGGGCUUGUAGAUCCCUGCGUGCCCUCAGUGCCUUCUCCCCAGCGUGGCUUUCUUUCCUGCCGACUCGGGUUAAAGCUUGUGUUUUAAGUGAAAAUGGGUUUUUGUGUAGCCUGUAGUGCUUUUGCAGCCUUUGGUAAAAUCACAAACCAAAGAGAAAAUGUGGCAUAAACCAUUACAAGUUUUGCAACUGGAAGUGGUGACUGUUGUUACACAAAGGUUAAUUUCAGGAGUGUGACUUUCCGGAAAUGUGGCCAAGAUAAGUGUAUAGUUACUAGUUUAUUUAACAAAUAUGAUAAGGCAAAUAGCACUUAAACUAGUUUUUUUAAUCGUGACUUCUCACGGAAGACUGGUGUUGAAGUUCAUGCUGUGCAGUAGCCUGUGGCUGAGUAUGUAAAAGAACUAAAGUUUACUCUGAAAACAGGAAGAAAAGGCAUAAGAAAAGCUACAAAGUUCUAUAUCUAUGUAGCCAGGGAUGGGCAUAACAUGGGCUAAUUGUGCUAGGCAGUCAUUUAAGCUCUCCAUGGAAGACUGGCUGAGCACAGAUUAUUGGUGAGUGUAAAGCAAACAACGAAUUAAACAGCUAAGUUUAAGGAAUUCCUUUAUUUUUUUCCCCUGCUAUGGAUCGCAUUAGUUGAUGCAGCAAGAGCUGAAACCAUAUCUGGAGUUUUGUUUCCUGCUGUUUCCAAAGAGAAGUAGAACAGGAUGGUAACAAACCUCAAUCAUAGCAGUCAAACAAGCUGUCCUUCUGUCAGGCCAAACAUCCAACUAGCCCAGCACUGUAUCUCUGAUGCUGCCCAGUGCAGAAAAACUUUGAAACAAAGAAAGGGAGCCCACUGAUUCCAUGGAUGUGGUAAGUACUGUUUUGGGGACGACAGGAAUAGUAUUGAGUUGCUGAGACUAGCAAAGUAGGAUACAUGCAAUUUAACAAGCAUAUCUAAGUGCCACAGGCCUAGAUUUCCCCAGAAAUGAUACUGACAGCUGUUUGAGCAGAUACAUAGGAAAGCCUUGUGAGUGGCGUGAGCUAAGCACAUGAACAGAUAUGGAAUGACAUGAUGUGCAGCUUCCUUUUCCCCUUCCCUUCUGCCAGCUGACAGGGUGCCUUGCCAAGCUGCAUGCUGGGGUGGGCAGACAGAUUUGAACCAUUUCAUGCACCCUGCACAAGAACUCGUAGGAAUACACAGCACCAAUACUCAAUGCAGGUACGUGCCACAGUGUAAAAGAAGGCUCUGCCUCCCAGCUUUUGCAAUAUGUCACUGUUACGUUGCUUGCCAGACUGCCAGAAUUAAGGCAAAGAAGCCAAAUGAGAGACAAACCUUGGAGAACAGAGCUGCUUAAAGAAAGCCUAUGAAACAGUACAGAAUUACUUUCCUACUAUACUAGCUUCACAGUGUAAUACAAGAGCUUUGUGUGGGCCAGGAGCUUGUGUGCAUUUGUUAGUAGUAUUUUAUAGGGUUUUGUUCUGUGUAGAUUCAUCUACUUGGGUUUUUCUUUAAUUUAUUUAUACUUCCGGUUAUCCAUAUCAUCCCUGGAGCCAUGAAUCUAAUUGUGCAACAUGAAAAAGUGUAAUAUUUUUGUUUUCAAACUUCUACCUGAUAAUUCUGUGUGUCCUAGUUCUAGUGCUGUAAGAAUUUAUGUCACCUUCAUGUGUCUCUCAUACUGCUACCUAGAUGUUUCUUUCCCAAGGUGAAUCAUUCUCAUCUAUUUAGCUUGUCCACCAAAAGAAGCCAUUCUGAGUUAUGUCAUAAUUUUCUGUAUCAUUUGUGAUUCUCUAACUGUUUUUAAGAUUGAGGACCAUUGCAGCAUUCAAUAUUCAAGAAGCAACUGAAUGCUUGUUAUAUUUAACCUUUUGAUUAGUACUGUUUUUCACAGAUCUUUCUGCAGUAACUGCUAAGUUUUUUCUUUGAAUAGUAAUAACUUAUUUAUAUCACUCUAUAGUUAUGGUUGCUUUUCCAAAUUCAGUAAUUCACAAUUGGCAAUAUUAAAUUUCACCUGCUUCUUUAUUGUAGUGUCAUUCAGUGUGACACCAUCUUCCCACAGUUCUAGAAGGAGAAAAUCUCAGAUGAGAGUGGCCAAGGGCCAACUUCUGUAAGGCAUAUGAGGACAGAUGCACAAGCAGCACUAGGGCACUGGGAAUACAUCUGCCAUUCAAUUCCACUAAGAUUUAACUAGCAGAGAACAUAACAUUUUCUUUUAUAAACAAGCAUCUCUGGACCUAGAAAAUACAAAGCAUUGCCAAAAAUAGCUAAAGUUUUGGGGUUUGUUUUGUUUGUUUUUUAAAGGAUUAAGUAGUGAGGUUGAAAUCUUGAAGGAGAACAUAUUUAAACUCGGACUAUGAAAGCAAUGGAGGAUUCAUAUUCUUCCCUCAGAGAAAUCUUCAAUGAUUGAAAACCAAGCAGUAGCAGAAAUCUUAGCUGGGACUCCACAAUGUUCAAUCAUACAAGGUGUGCAAAUAAAAAGGCCUGCAAAAGCAGAGUAAAAUGUCCAUGCCAAUCCAUAGGUAGCCUCAUAAUAAACCAUGCAGAAGAAUUAUUUGGGCUUUUGUUUUGCAUUUGUUUUGCUUAUGUAAGGAAAAAAAGGCAUUGUCCAAGAAUGGAUAGACCAUAUAUUUGGAAUUUUCCUUCUCUCUCCAGAAGGUACAGGGGAACCAGUCUCACAGAACAACUCAUGAGAUAACUUAAAGGUUAAUCUCAAGAUUAUUUUUACAAAACAGUCCAACUACUAUUACAAAUGGUGUUUCCUUCCCAGAAAGUGCUCUGGCAAAACGCUGGACCUGAACACUCAGCCAGUACUGAGAACCUGUUAUUAUGAAGAGCUACAUUUUAAUUAUGCAUGAUCUAUAAAUGUGCAAAUUUUGCCAAGCAUGGUUCCCUGCUUGGUAUCCAAAGCUUGUGCUUACCUGAUCGUACUCUGCAAUGCACAAAAAAGCACACUUCAGAAGAGAAAACAGAUCCAGAAGAGAGAAAAAAGAAUCCAGCAUAGUGAUCUGGGAUUGCCAUCAAAACUGCAAGUCAAAGGUCUGGUCUGCUCUAAUUAACCAUUUUAUGGAAGUUAACAAAAUGCCUUUUUUCCUCCUGGCACUAUCUUCUUUGAGUGUCUUUGUUGUUUGGCCCUUUUUGCUGAGGUGCAAAAUGCUUCACGAGUCAAACAGCUUAAAGAGCUCAUUGAUCUGGAAAGCUGUACAGAGAGGUGCUACAUCAUCUCACCACUGUCCAGAGUGAGCUGGCUGGACUAAAGGUAAAGUGCUGGCUGUGUCAGUGUUGGCUGCAGGGGAGAGGGUUUAACUGGAUCAGAGCUGGCCUCUUGCAAAGAAGAGUUUGAGUAGAACCAGCACAUGGUGGGGAAAAGGCCGUGUGUCCCUUUGCGAACAGGAGCCAAUAGGAGUAUCCUCCUGCGUACGCUUUCUGCCUGGGUCUGAGAAGUCCCCAGGAAAGAUGUCAGCUGCGAAUAGGAUGCAGCUAGAGGAAUUUUUGUGGCAGGCUGCUGCCAGCCUGUCCAUCUCUGGGGUACAGCCCAGCCCUAGCCUGCCUUCCUAUUUCUGCUUUCAGAUUUUGUUUGUGUUGGAGGCAGCAUUCCUGUGUUUCACAGAGACACGCUCAGGCAUGGAACUCUGCUCCAUCCUGGUUCAUUUUCCAGACUAAAAACAAAAUAGCAAGACUGAUUCCUGUAUGUCUGAGCUUUGUCACUUCUGUUAGCUGUUUUGAUUUCCUAGAUUGGAGGGGUGAGGGGGAACCCUACUGUUGCACAUUUGAAAUGCCUUGCCCUACAUGCCUUUUCUUUUUAUAGUCGUGUCACAUUUUGCGCUAUCAGCAUUUCAGUUAAACCACUUCUAACUUUUCAUCUGUCAAGUUCCUUCUUAAAAACAACAACAAAAAACCCCAGCUAACAAUAAGACUUGAAAUACCCUGAAAGGCAGAAAUCAGAUUUAAAUCCCUGUGAUGUGACCAGGUUUUGCCAAGUACACUGUUACGUGUUUGGUAAACUAAGCUGUCUCAAGCUUUGACAGAAGCUGAUCUGGAUUGAUAGGAAUCCCAGCAACGGUAUUGUCUAUGUGAAUGUGCUGAUCUGAUAAAACAUGGAAAUGACUACAAGAUAACAGAUCAGCCACCUGAUGGCAGGAUUUGGAAUUAUGAAUUACAUCAAGCAAAGGUCAGUGUUAUGCCAACAGGCAAGAUGUGAUCUGGUUGUCAUACGGAGACUGCAGUGAAGUAUAUGUGCCUCACAUUCCCUUGCUUUGUAUGCUUCUUUGACUCAGGGCACUAAUUAUUUUGAUGGUGUUGAGACAGGUUCUUUGGUUUUGUUAUCAGCAGAUCUAAUCUAAAACUUCAAAUACGAGUCAUUCUAAACCUUUCCAUCAUGGUGAAAGAACAUACUUAGCACACACAUGCACAUACAGGAAAAAAGCGGUUCCUAAAAUGUUAUGAGUUUCUGUUUUCAGUCACUUCAGAAGCAGGACUGAUGGUACUUGCUCCCUGACACACUGGCAUACCCUCCUUCACUCAGCUACAGAAUGCCUCCGCUCCUGGGUAACAGCAGUUCACAUGAACAGGCUGCUGAACAUUAUGCAUCAGAAUCCAUUGUCUCCAUUGCUAUCUUCAUCAUCAUUUUCAUCAUAGGUAUCCCAGGCAAUGGACUGGUGAUAUGGGUAGCUGGUCUGAAAAUGAAAAGGUCUGUGAAUAUUGUCUGGUUCCUAAACCUUGCUGUGGCUGACUUCAUUUGCUGCCUAUCCUUGCCAUUUUCCGUUGUUCACCUGGCCCUCCAUGAACACUGGCUGUAUGGUUGGUUCCUCUGCAAAGUCAUCCCAUCAGUCAUAAUCUUCACCAUGUUUGCUAGCGUCUUCCUACUGACAGCCAUCAGCAUUGACCGGUGCCUUCUUGUGAUGAAACCUAUCUGGUGUCAAAAUCAUCGAACAGUGAAACCUGUAUUACUAAUAUGCAGUGGCAUUUGGAUCCUGGCCUUCGUUUUUUGCUGUCCUGUCUUCCACUACCGUGAGACUAGCAGUCAUGAUGGCAAAACUGAGUGUGGGUACAAUUUUGGAGAUCACAUAGUGCCAGAUUAUGUGGAUAGUCCUGUAAAUGAGUUACAGGAAGAAUACUCACUGUUAGACUACAGUCGUAAUGACUCCUUGGUUAACGUCUAUGAAGGUGAUUAUCCUGUGUCACUUGCCUUAGUGGCAAUAAACAUCACUAGGGCUGUCUUUGGCUUCAUGCUCCCCUUUGGCACAAUGGCAGUUUGCUAUGCCCUCAUUGUUUUCCGAACACAUGCAAAACAGCUUCACAAGCCACACAACAGAAUGCUGAAAACAGUUGUGCUUGUGGUAGCUGCAUUCUUCAUUUGCUGGGCUCCAUACCACAUAGUUGGGAUUCUGUACCUUAUACCUACUCUGGGAACACGACUGGGGCAGUCAUUGAUCCUCUGGGAUUACCUCUCUACAGCACUUGCAUAUGCCAACAGCUGCAUCAAUCCCCUGGUCUAUGUUUUUGUGGGGCGGGACUUCAGGGCAAAGGCAAGACACUCACUGCAAGGAAUCUUGGAAGGUGUCUUUACUGAGGAGUCAACACGUUCCAUCCCCUGCUCUCUUCACAGAGGCAAGACUUCAGCAGAGAAGAACACGAGCAGCACAGUGUAAUGCAAGACUUCUGAUCACCACUGUAGAAAUAGGAGCUAUGGCCCCACACAUCCCUCUCCACUUAACAGCUUUUUUUUUUUCUCCAGCACAUUUGAUUAAUCUGCAGCUCCACAUACAAAGCACUGAAAUGGUUCAGCUCACAACAGCAAACCCCCUUUAGAUACUACAGAGAUGGGAAGUUGAAGUACCAAGAGUAAUAAUGUCAGGGAAAAUAGUGGUGAAGGAGACAAGAGUAGUACUUCAACCUUUAAAGAUGAAAGCAGGCUGGCAGGAUGAUUUGUGGUGGGAUCAUGUAGUUUAACCUCUGAAUUGCUAGAGGAGAACAUCAUUAGAGUUAUUUGCAUGUCUACAUUCUACAUCUCCUGUCUCUGAUAAACGGCAGAUGAAAGCAA
This is a messenger RNA of Pezoporus occidentalis (night parrot), 6155 nucleotides long. It is a transcript of the gene C3AR1, whose product is annotated as complement C3a receptor 1. The coding region runs from base 4645 to 5763 and encodes 372 amino acids. Gene Ontology annotation, cellular component: plasma membrane. The transcript is spliced from 2 exons. Gene Ontology annotation, molecular function: complement component C5a receptor activity; complement component C3a receptor activity; G protein-coupled receptor activity. Gene Ontology annotation, biological process: complement receptor mediated signaling pathway; positive regulation of cytosolic calcium ion concentration; chemotaxis. The record is from RefSeq and is a predicted model, not a curated record. Lineage: Eukaryota; Metazoa; Chordata; Aves; Psittaciformes; Psittacidae.